AACGACCGACAAAGUGCCACUGUUUCCUUCUUUUGACUUUAUUUCUUUGAAGGAACUUGAUGAUAUGCACGUUAUUUACCCGGCAGGUGGAUAUGACGUCAUGGUAUGGGAACAUCAAAACAACAACAUCCAAAUCAGCGAUUCUUGCCUUUUUUAUUAUUUCCUUGGUGUGUUAAAACUAAUAACUCCGUUUAUAAAGGAGCUCUGCCUUUCAAACGGGACAGGCUGUGUGUCAGCGAGUGCGAAACUCCACAAUCUGCUGUUUCUGAUGCCUCGGGCCAGGAGGCUGUUUUAUCAUCGCUGGAACUUAAGUUUGCUCAACUAAGCAAACCAUUGUAGAAGGUUUACUAAGUCAUGAUGCAAGAAUCUGGGGCGGAGGUGACAAGCAACGGAACAGCAAAUGCAGCAGAGAGUGCAGAGGACAGUCCCAGGGAUGGACAUCCAAAGAGUGUCAUGCCGUCAGCUGAAUUGACUGCAACUGACCUCCUGCAUCUCCAACAGCACCAGGCUCUCCAAGUGGCUCGGCAGAUACUCCUCCAGCAGCAACAUCAACAGCAGUCACAGCAAAACGCUGGCCGCAAAUCCCCAAGAGCCAACGAAAAGCACCAAAGCCUGCAGAUUCCAGUGUCAGUGGCUAUGAUGACACCUCAAGUUAUAACUCCACAACAGAUGCAGCAGAUACUUCAGCAGCAAGUCCUGAGCCCUCAGCAGCUCCAGGUUCUUCUCCAGCAGCAACAAGCCCUCAUGUUACAGCAGCAGCAACUCCAAGAGUUCUACAAGAAGCAGCAGGAACAGCUCCACCUCCAGCUCUUACAGCAGCAGCAGCAUCAUGCAGGCAAUAAGCCUAGUAAAGAGGUGUCAGCACAGCAGUUGGCCUUCCAGCAGCAACUCCUGCAGGUCCAGCAGGUCCAGCAGCAGCAUCUGCUCAACCUUCAGAGGCAAGGGCUGCUUACAAUCCAACCUGGACAGACUGGCCUACAAAUGCACUCGCUCACUCAGGGCAUGAUUCCAGCAGAGCUGCAGCAACUGUGGAAGGAGGUGACAAAUGCUCAUGUGAAGGAGGAGCACAACAACAGCAGCAACAAUGGCCACCGGGGCCUAGACCUGUCAUCCCCGGCCCAGCCAAAGAACACACAACUCAACCAGCAUGUCUCCACAAAUGGGCAGUACAUGAGUCACAAAAGAGAAGGAUCCACACUAGAAGAGCUGUCCCCCCACUGUCACCCUCUCUAUGGUCAUGGUGUUUGCAAGUGGCCUGGAUGUGAGGCUGUAUUUGACGAUUUCCACUCAUUUCUCAAGCAUCUUAACAAUGAGCACGCCCUGGAUGACAGGAGCACGGCCCAGUGUCGGGUGCAAAUGCAGGUCGUACAACAGCUGGAGUUGCAGCUGGCAAAAGACAAAGAGCGUCUGCAAGCUAUGAUGACGCACCUCCAUGUCAAGUCCACGGAACCAAAAGCGACCCCACAGCCGCUCAACCUUGUCUCCAACGUCAAAUUGUCCAAAUUAGCCCCUGAGGCCUCUCCCCCUUUGAGCUUGCCCCGGACCCCCACCACACCAACAGAGCCCCUAACACCCCUGUCCCAGACCCAUUCUGUCAUCACAGCCAACAGCAUCCACAGCGUAGGUCCCAUGAGACGGCGCUACUCAGACAAAUACAAUAUGCCCAUCUCUCCAGAUCUAAAUCAGAACAAAGAGUUUUACAUGAAUGCAGAUGUUAGACCACCAUUUACAUAUGCCUCACUAAUAAGACAGGCAAUCCUCGAAUCUCCAGAAAAGCAGCUAACACUAAAUGAAAUCUACAACUGGUUCACACGAAUGUUUGCAUAUUUUAGGCGGAAUGCAGCAACGUGGAAGAAUGCAGUCCGGCAUAAUCUUAGUCUUCACAAGUGUUUUGUGCGAGUAGAAAACGUUAAAGGGGCUGUGUGGACAGUCGAUGAAAUUGAGUUCCAAAAGAGAAGGCCUCAAAAGAUCAGUGGAAGUCCAGCCUUAGUGAAGAACAUUCAGAGUGGCCUAGGCUAUGGUCCAACCCUUUCUGCUGCCUUCCAGGCUUCAAUGGCAGAAAACAACAUACCUCUAUACACUACUGCUUCCAUUGGAAGUCCCACCCUCAACUCCCUUGCCAACGCCAUCCGUGUGGAGAUGAAUGGAGCAAUGGACCAUGGAAACAGCAACAGCAGUGACAGUAGCCUAGGACGCUCUCCCUUGCCAGCUAUGCAUCACAUUAGCGUAAAGGAGGAACCACUGGACCCCGAAGACCACGAAGGACCCCUCUCCCUGGUAACGACUGCCAAUCACAGUCCAGAUUUUGAACACCACCGAGAUUUUGAUGACGACCAGGGAAGAGAUGACAUGCAGUAACACUCAUGCUUCCCCCUCCCCUGCUUUAGAGGCAGAGGCAGUCUGGGUCAUCUCGGGAACAGAAACCCUCUGCAGAUAACAAACACUGACUUGCAGUCUCAGCCACUGUUGACAGCUCUAAAAUGUCUCCAAGAUAACUUUUUAGUGCCAUUACAAUACAAGAUAAAACAUACACAAAAACACUGAAUACUCCCAACAUUUUUUUUGCAGAUAACUUUUUACUUUUAUUUUAAGUUAAGCUCAGAAACUGAAAAGCUUGUUUUCUUAUCUUGUGUUUGUUACACUUGUAUGGUACAGGGGUGACAUGUUUGGUGGUCAGAGACCCUCAAUGAGCCAGGGAAGACUGUACUUGGCUGACUGUGAGAGUGAUAUGGUCUCUACCCAACCACACUUUCUCUCCCUCCAUCUCUCAAACUAACACACCUGACCACAAACUGAAGAGAGAGAGAGAACAUGACUGACAUUUAAUUUACACCCCCAGCAGGUUAUGUUUAUGUGUGUGUGAGGAAGAGUGUGGGUUCUGUUAAUUGUCACUGCCUUCAACACUUUUCAUUGUUUUAGUUCUUUAUACUUUGAGAUGGAUGUCAUUUUUAUUUGGGCGAUUUUUAUGUUGGUAUUGAGAGUUUAUAAACAUUGACAAAAUGUGUUUUUUUUUUACAUUUAAUGUUGUUAAUUGUUGCUUUUUUUCAUUUGAACUGAUCAGACCUCAUGCCUAAGCUGUUGAGAUUCAAUAUAGUCAGCACUUGAUGAAUGUUUAUGAUUUCCUUUCAUGUUGUUCUUUUAACUCAUGCAUGAAGCGGACUGUCCAAGCAGUAGUUUUCUGUUAUUUUUUUCAGCCUUCAAAAAAAAAAAAAAAAUCGUCAGUCUGAUGUGUAGUCCACCCCUCCCUUCUUCUCCUUUUCCCCCUGCUCAUGAAGUCCAUUGGCAAUGCACUAAUCAUAAUGAAGGCUUUCUUCACGCAUCAAUGAAGUUUAAUUUAAGAUGUGAAUGAAUGACAGAAAAAUCAUGCAGGUUAUGAUUUAUCCUUAUGAAAUUAUACUUUAGAUCAGCCCCUCAAAGCCAAGCAUGUUGAGCUGCAACACAAUCACUUGCAGGCUUCUUUUUAUUUUUAAAGGAAAAUUAAAAUGACAGUGCAAUGGUGAUAUUAAUGUUUUAAAAACAACUAAUUGUGAUAUACAAAACUGCCAUUAUUAAUUAGACAUGUCUGCUUUCCUACACUAUAAUUCCAUUCAGUGUUUAAAGAUAAAGAGGCAUUCCCUGUUUUUUAUUUCUAUUACAGGCAUGACAAAUGUAAAAUUAUAAGCCUUGUUAAUAAUAGAACACUGGAAAAAUGCUUUUUAUUGUUCACCAACACAUUACGCAUUCCAGUAGCUGACAGCCCAAUACACAAGGCACAUGCAAUUCACAGGAUGUGGAUGCCUCAAUAUUGAAUUUCAUCCCAAAUCUAGAAGUAAAAGUCCAAAGCAUUAAACAAAGAGGUAUCCACUAAGAUAUGUGAUGCUGCACCAAAAAUUCUAGUUUUGGUAGAAAGUUACAUUUUGAAGAGACCAUGAAUUUCAAGACUGCAAUCAACCACUUAAUUGUUUUUUAUUUAUUAUUAGCAUUUUUAUUGUAUGUUUUCUUUAGUUUUAUUUUAGUUAUUGAUGUGUUGUCAUAUCUUGUUCUAUGUUUACCAAAGAUAAACUACAAUGUCAAUGUUGUGGGUUCCAUGCAAUAGCAGAUGAGGCCAAAUAUCUCUCCUUCUUUCUCUCCCAUCGCACAAUCUCAGUAGCUGGGUUUGAGCCGGUGACAGAUUGAAUAGGAAAAUACUCCUCAAAAACCCUGGUGUUUUCAUUAAUAUUAAAACCAAAGGGGGUGUCUUGAACAGGACAGCUGCGGUAAUGUUUGCAGUGUCCAAUACUGAAUGGGAGGCACUGAGAGUCUGACACCAUGAUGACCAAAUUAGGGAAAAAUUUGGUCUUUAGGCCAGUGAGUUGAAAAGGGAGCUAUUUGGUCCGAGGCAGAUUUGUAUGCCUCACAAAGGGUAUGUAGAUAAAGGACAAAAUAUAUGAGUAGAUGGUAAAAGCUUUUCAGACAAUAAUGUGAAAUGGAUUCUAUACUUCAACUGGACCACACAAUGAUUCAAUGUUACUCUGCUUUUAUUCUGAAUUCAUUUGUAUCCUUUUCAAAAUGAUUUUAUCCCGCUUUGUGGGGUUUGAGUAAACAAGACUUUAUGAUUUUGUUUAGUUUUCUGUCAUUUAAUUACUUUUUAUAUUAAAAAAAAAACCACUCCUGUCACACAAAAGCUGGGUACAAGGUACUUUAUGGCAGACAUUGUUUUUAUUAUCAUUAUCAUUUUUAAGUUUACUGCUCCUUUACUAAAAAUGCAAAGGGCAAUCAUUGGUUUCCAGAAGAUGUAUUUAUUAUCCAGGCAGCUGUGGGAUGAGUCACUUAAAGCAAGAUGUGGAUUGUGAGAACAAGGCUAAUGCUCAUCCAUAAACCUCCCUGUAGUCAUGUUGCUGGUUUGUUUGAUAUUCAAAAAGGAGGAAAAAAGUGCUGGUGGGAUUAGAACAUUCUCAGCAUGUGUAGCUUAAAAUGACUUAAAAUGACAGCAUGAGAAAACUGUUUGUAUGCAUAUCUCAGUUCAAACAUUAUAGAAUGAUUCAAUUCAAUGAGGAAAAAACUAAACACACCAGUUGCACUUAGUUGUAUGUCUUGCAUGUGUAUUCUGAUACUGUAGAGAGACAAAUAUAAACUAGAAAGUCAAAUUAGAAAUUGUUCAUUUGCAAGGCUUCUUCUUUAUUUGCCAACCCGAUCACCUGAUGUUCAUUGAAAUAUCACCCAGCUAUGAGUCACAAUCCUGUCUAAGUCUGUUCUCUGAUGUAAUGAUGGGUAUAUUUUAAGGAUGAUUUAAUAGGUGUACAUACAUGUCAGCUUAGCUCAUGUCUUUCUUUCUCUCUCUCUCUCUCUCUCUCUCUCUCUCUCAUGAUCUCUUUAUCCUUUUCUCCUCAUCUCCUCCUAUUUUGGGAUGAAAAAAGAAUUUGUGGUCUGGUGUUUGCUUUAUCCCAAUUGCUUUGUAUUGACUGUUCAAUUGAAAAAGCUAAGAGAACUCUGCUGUAUGUAUUGGUAUAGCAAACUGUGCCGCAAAGGAAUUUUACUUAUUAAUCCUUGCUUUAAAAUAAGAAAAAAAAAAAAACUACAACGCAAACUUCUGGUUGAGCUGGACGGGAAGGCUGGUGGAGGGGGAUUAACCCUGAUUUUGGAUUUUAACUGUAAUAUAGUAAACAGACUUUUCUCUGUUACCAUGACCGAAGCAUUUUGUACAGAUUUUUCCCACAUUGUGUUAAGCUGUUUUUUGAUACUUAUUUUCAUGGUCCAACCACUGCCUUCUGUGGCUGUAUAUUAAUAAAAGGGCACACAGUUAUAUUUCCUCAACAAGAUUGAGAUAUCUUGCAUGGCUAAUCCCAGGGUCAAAGAGAUAUGGGGGAAUAUGGGGGGUGGGGUGGGGGGGGUUAACUGGUCAGUCAUAAUAAAAGGGUGUAUCAAUCUGAUAAUAUUUUAUAUGAAACUAAUAGGAAAUUUAAAAAGUGCCAAGAUGUAAAGAAUAUUGCUGUUUUUUUAUUGUUUGUUUGAAAAUAAUCUCUUUUCCAUGCAUCAAAGAUGUGUGCUUCUCAUCCAUUUAAUGUAGUCAGAUUCUGUUUGACAUCAAUAAAAAUAUGAAUAUUUUUUAGAGUCAUUGUAAAUGACUCAAACCAAGAACUGCAGGCAGGUAAAAAGUAAGAUGCUGCUGAAGACUUGCGUCCUUCAAACUGCAAAUUAGAGGCAUUUGAUCUCUCAAUAUCAGUGCUGGCACCUGAGCUAAGGCACCUUUGUUUUAUGCAUUGCCAUCCAUCUGGGGAGUCAGGCAGGAGCUGUCAGGGUUCUGUCAUCCUGCUGGAGCUUUCUCUUCUGUUUUUUUUUUUUUCUUGAAUAUGUACUUUCUAGUUUCUUCUUGCUGUUAUUUUCGCUAGAGAAGUAUAAUUGCUGAUCAAUUCCAUCAGUCUGUAACCCUCUCAUCAUUCCAUUUGUCUGAUGCAGACCACUCUGUUGUAGUCAGUGGCGCUGACUGAAGUGAGCAUUCUAAACAUGCAAUAAAAUGCUCAUUGUUCAGAUUUUC
Messenger RNA from Labrus mixtus (cuckoo wrasse), 6493 nucleotides. It is a transcript of the gene foxp1b, whose product is annotated as forkhead box P1b. Gene Ontology annotation, biological process: regulation of transcription by RNA polymerase II. Lineage: Eukaryota; Metazoa; Chordata; Actinopteri; Labriformes; Labridae. The record is from RefSeq and is a predicted model, not a curated record. Gene Ontology annotation, cellular component: nucleus. Bases 355 to 2358 code for a protein of 667 amino acids. The transcript has 18 exons. Gene Ontology annotation, molecular function: DNA-binding transcription repressor activity, RNA polymerase II-specific; RNA polymerase II cis-regulatory region sequence-specific DNA binding.